UGUUUUUUCAUUGUUUUUCGCCACCACCCGCGGCUAUGGCGGAUCGCCGUGCGCAUUGCGCUUCAUGGACGUCGCGUUCGCCACGCCAUCUCGCGCCGGGCGCGCUGGCGAUGGCCGAUCUGGCGGCUUGAUCACGUAGGGGAGAAUAUCGCCUGUAGCCUCGCUCCUUCCAGUAGAUUCUAGGGUUUUGGGCGAUGGCGGGGGAGAGGCGGUCCGAGGUGCUGCGUCGGCGCCGGCCGCGCCAGGCCAAUGCUAGGGAUUGAGCUGCUAGCUAGGGAUUGUGUGUGUGUGGGCGCGCCUCGAUCAGCGAGCUCUCUGGCGGGCUCCAAGUUUUCUUCCCAGGAGGGCGAUUCUUUUGCAUGACAACGCUCACCCGGGCUUCCAGGCGCUGGCAGGAGAAGAGAUUCAUCGUCGAUAGCGUAGCUACAGCAUGGUUAACAAAGGAGUGAAGAAAGUGCUCGACUCGUACACUAUCAAGGGGACCAACAAGACCAUCAAAGUUGGAGACGCAGUGUUGAUGCGUGCUCAAGAUCCCGAGAAGCCGCCAUACGUUGCUCGCGUAGAGCAGAUCGAGGCGGACACCAAGAACAAUGCCAAGGUCCGGGUGAGGUGGUACUACCGGCCCGAGGAAUCCAUGGGCGGCCGGAGACAGUUCCAUGGAUUCAAGGAGCUCUUUUUGUCGGACCACUACGACGUCCAGAGUGCCGAUACCAUCGAAGGCAAGUGCAUUGUUCAUACUUUCAAGAACUACACCAAGCUGGAGAGUGUGGCAUCCGAGGACUACUUUUGCCGGUUCGAGUACAAGGCGGCCACGGGAGGCUUCACUCCGGAUCGAGUCGCAGUGUACUGCAAGUGCGAGAUGCCUUACAACCCGGAUGAUCUUAUGGUGCAGUGUGAGGAGUGCAAAGACUGGUUUCAUCCAUCUUGCAUCGGACUGCCGGUGGAUCAAGUGAAGAAGAUGGAGAGCUACUACUGCCCGGAUUGCUCUCCGCAAGCACAAGACAAGUCCAAGCCCACGGGUCACAAGGUGUCGUCCUCUAAGCCGAAGCUCCCGCAGAAAGUUUCGCCUCCGCAAGAACUCAAGUGAUUGAUUUACCUGCAGGUGGAUCCAAAGCGGCGAAAGAAGUAAUGGCAAGAAGCCUUGGCAGCAGCAGUGGGAUGAGUAAAACAGAAAAAAACACUUAUUUUACUGAGAGCACAGUGUUGUGGCCACGGCAAAAGCUCAAGUGGCUGAGAGAGGGAGAGAGAGAGAGAGGAGAUGUAAAGCCUCUAGCGAGAAGGGGAAGUAACUUGUCUCUGUUGUGUAAGAUCAUUGCGGGAAGGUGUAAGAUCAUCUCGAAUCUCUGUUAUAAUCUAUAAUCAAAGUCACUAUUAUGGAGAAA
Molecule: messenger RNA, 1382 nt
Organism: Selaginella moellendorffii
Lineage: Eukaryota; Viridiplantae; Streptophyta; Lycopodiopsida; Selaginellales; Selaginellaceae
Product: chromatin remodeling protein EBS
Exons: 5
Coding region: 431-1087 (218 amino acids)
Molecular function (GO): chromatin binding
Source: RefSeq, a predicted model, not a curated record